Nestor notabilis (Kea) is the source of this 2361-nucleotide messenger RNA. Its product is annotated as leucine-rich repeat neuronal protein 4-like. Lineage: Eukaryota; Metazoa; Chordata; Aves; Psittaciformes; Psittacidae. The transcript is spliced from 5 exons. Bases 1 to 2361 code for a protein of 786 amino acids. The record is from RefSeq and is a predicted model, not a curated record. Gene Ontology annotation, molecular function: protein binding.
AUGUUUUCACGCUUGCUCAUCCUCUCUUUGCUGGUGGGGAACACAGCGUCCAGCCCAGUGAGCAGAGCACAGGCUGCAGCAUCCGGGGACGUCACCCCCUUUUUCCAGCUGGCUCAGGAAGACCCUUGGGAGAACGUUAAUCUCACCAGCAUGUCCUGUGAGGAUCGCAAGAACAGGACAUGGAUCACCCUGCAGCUCACCAACAACAGCCUCACGGCUUUCCCUGUCUGCCUUCCAGAGGCACUGGAGACCUUGGAUCUCAGCAACAACCUCUUAGAAGAGGUGAAUGGCACGGAGAUAGCAAACCUCCCGCAGCUGCGCGUCCUCUCGCUGCGGCAGAACCAGCUCUGGUCACUUAGAUGGGGAUCCAAAGCCCUCAGCAGCCUCGUCUCUCUGGACUUAAGCUUUAAUAAGCUGUCAUCUGUGCCAUCAUGCCACAGCUCUGCUCUGCCUAACUUGAGGUGGUUGUCCCUGGCUGGAAAUCCACUGAUUGAAAUCCAGCCGCUGGCUUUUUCCUGUUACCCUCAGCUACAGUUCCUGAACCUCUCUGCAACACUGCUCGGGCAAGAUGACAGCACAGGAAUUAGAGAGUCUGCUUUUGCCAUCAGCACAUCUCCCAGUGAGGCCACAAAUAGGCCUGGAAACAUCAACGUGCUUGAUCUAAGCAGGACCUUCCUUGAGAAAAUUCAACCAGAGUGGACCAGAGACUUGCCCAGCCUCAGAUCACUUCACCUGACAAAGAUGUCACGGUUAAGAAGCCUUGAUACUGACUUCUUCAAGUCCAUGCCUGCUCUCCAGGAGCUGAACUGUCAAGACUCCCCCUCACUGGCUUUCGUGCAGACAGAGAUGUUUGACAGUGCUCCUCAUCUGAGCCAACUCUCGUUUGAGAACUGUAACCUGAGUUCCUUUAAUCCUUGGAAUACCAAUUCCUCGGAUAACAUCAUCAUCAGCUUGUACGGAAAUCCUCUGAUAUGCGACUGCCAGCUCUCCUGGCUGCUCUCCAAGCCCAAGAAAGUUGUGCUGCAAAAGGCUUGGGAGACUUUCUGCUACACAUCCCAGGAAGAUUGGGGCAGACCUUCAACAUCUUUGUCACUGCUAGAGCUCUACAACAGAUGCCAGGCUGAGAGAAACAUUACGCUGCCCGAUUCAAACACACCCUCUCCCACACAUGGUGCUUUCAGCCUCAGCAGUUACGAUGCCACUACUGUAGUAACAACAACAGACUCUGCCCCACUAACCCAAGACGCUUAUAUCAGCUCCCUAAUUCAGAUGAACGUAAUGAGCGCAACAGCAGCCAAGCCAACUGAGCUGGUGCUCACAGAGGCCUCCCACAAGGAGGAGGCAGAGGAGGCAGCUUCUGAAUCCAUGAGCAAUCCUCCUUCCUUUGCGUCUGUAACCACCUCCCUGGGUUUUCUCAAAUUGUUCUAUGAUCAGUCCUCAGAUCAUGGCUCCACGAAUCAAACUGAAACAGAUCAGCUAAAGAGAGAGCUCAGAACAACCACCGCGACGUUUCCCCAGGAAGGCACAGCCAACCAGCCCACGAGUGAUUAUUCUACCACAACAAAGGGAAGCCCCAAUGCCACUGACCAUUAUCUUCACUCCUUUGCCCUUUAUGCUGAGGAAGGUACACCACAAACAAGCCUUCCACAGCUGAACUCCACAAAGACCAGUGCUCACUCACAGCCUGCAUCCACCAGAUCUCUGAUACACUAUGUGGAUGACUACGAUUACGACGAACAGUCAACGCAAACCCCAGUGCAAGUGCCAUACACCUCCUGUGACUACAAUCCUUGCAGGCACCUUCAGAAGCCAUGCAGUGAACUUCAGAGAGAAUCCAGAUGUUUAUGUCCUGGCAUGUCGAGGGAAGAUGAGGUUCCAGAUGCACCAAGGCUCAGAGAGGUGUCUGAAGUUACAGACAGUUCUGCACAGAUACGCUGGUGUGCCCCAAAUUCAGUUGUUCACACCUAUGAGCUGAUGUUUCAUGCCCAAGGCAACGAGGACAGACAGCUUGUCCUGGACAAUAUUUAUUCCACAGCAAGGCAGCACACUCUGUAUAAUCUACUGCCAUACACCACGUACCACAUUUGUGUGACUGCUUCCAACAAAGCAGGGUCGAGCCAGACAGCAGUGCAGGGAAUUCCAGGUAAUUCGUGCACCAGGUUUAAAACAAAGCCCAGCUACAAGUCUGUCUUUGCUGCUCUGUCUGCAGCAAGUGGACUCUUUCUCAUUUCCACAAUUAUUUUGUCUGUAUGUCUGUGUAAGGCAUGUAAAAAGCCUCAGAGUGAGCAAUAUGGUACACACUUGGUCUCUUACAAGAACCCAGCAUUUGAUUAUCCGUUAAAACUACAAACCAGUAAUUAG